Messenger RNA from Hypanus sabinus (Atlantic stingray), 3778 nucleotides. It is a transcript of the gene tubgcp4, whose product is annotated as tubulin gamma complex component 4. The record is from RefSeq and is a predicted model, not a curated record. The transcript has 18 exons. NCBI's taxonomy places the organism in Eukaryota, Metazoa, Chordata, Chondrichthyes, Myliobatiformes, Dasyatidae. Gene Ontology annotation, cellular component: equatorial microtubule organizing center; centrosome; gamma-tubulin complex. Bases 201 to 2177 code for a protein of 658 amino acids. Gene Ontology annotation, biological process: meiotic cell cycle; microtubule nucleation; spindle assembly. Gene Ontology annotation, molecular function: gamma-tubulin binding; microtubule minus-end binding.
GGGGGACGGCGACGACUGGGUGUUGGUGACCAGGCCGGUGCCAUGAUCCACGAACUGCUUCUGGCCCUUAGUGGAUACCCAGGCAGCAUCUUCAGCUGGAAUAAACGCAGCGGCCUGCAGGUGAAGGCGGAUCUCCGAGCACCAUGGCAACCGGAGGCGGGAAGGGAGGCAAAAGAGAGUAUGCAAGAUAGGGACACAAAAUGCUGGAGGAACUCAGCAGGCCAGGCAGCAUCUUCAGCUGGAAUAAACGCAGCGGCCUGCAGGUAUCUCAGGAUCUGCCUUUUCUUCAUCCAAGUGAGACCAGUGUCUUAAAUCGAUUGUGCAAGUUAGGCACUGACUACAUUCGCUUUACUGAGUUUGUGGAGCAGUAUACCGGACAUGUGCAGCAGGAGUGCCACCCUUCCCAGCAGGGCCAGACAGGACUACACGGGAUUUACCUUCGUGCCUUUUGUACAGGACUAGACUCGGUGCUGCAGCCCUACAGGCAGGCACUCCUUGACCUGGAGCAGGAGUUCUUGGCAGACCCGCACCUCUCUGUCUCUCACGUCAACUACUCCUUGGAUCAGUUUCAGCUGCUGUUCCCGUCUGUUAUGGUGGUGGUUGAACAAAUCAAGUCUCAAAAGAUCCAUGGUUGCCAACUCCUGGAGACUGUCCAUAAACACAGCUGUGGAGGACUUCCACCAGUUCGCAGUGCACUGGAGAAGAUCCUGGCAGUAUGUCACGGUGUGAUGUACAAGCAGCUGUCUGCGUGGAUGCUACAUGGGCUGUUACUAGACAAGUAUGAGGAGUUCUUUAUUAAGCAAGGGCCUUCCUCUGGCAAUGUGGGCACUCAGCCUGAGGAGGAAGAAGAAGAGGAUCUGGGAAUCCGAGGAUUGACUGGGAAGCAGCUCAAGGAACUUCAGGAUCUGCGAUUAAUUGAAGAGGAGAACAUGUUGGCCAUGUCUGUGAAGCAGUUUUCAUUACGAGCUGAGUUGCUGCCCUCAUACAUUCCAGUGAGAGUGGCAGAGAAGAUUCUGUUUGUGGGUGAAUCUGUGCAGAUGUUCGAGAAUCAAAAUGUGAAUCACACUCGUGCAGGGUCCAUUUUAAAGAACCAGGAAGAUGCCUUUGCUGCAGAACUGCACAUGCUCAAACAACAGCCCCUUUUCAAUCUUGUGGAUUUUGAAAACCUAAUUGAUAGGAUCAGAAGUACAGUGGCUGAGCAUCUAUGGAAGUUGGUGGUGGAAGAGGCAGGACUUCUGGGACAACUUAAGAUAAUCAAAGAUUUCUACCUACUGGGUCGAGGCGAACUGUUUCAGGCUUUCAUUGACAGUGCACAGCAUUUAUUAAAGACUCCACCAACGGCAGUCACUGAGCACGAUGUCAAUGUAACGUUCCAGAAAUCAGCACACAGGGUAUUAUUGGAUGAUGACAAUCUUCUCCCACUCCUGCACCUGACUGUGGAAUAUCAUGGGAAAGACCCCAAAGAUAUAACACAGAGCCGUGAUGCAUCAUCUUCCCCUCGUGAAGCCCCUACUUCUGGCUGGUCUGCCCUGGGACUGUCGUAUAAAGUGCAAUGGCCUCUGCACAUCCUGUUUACCCCCGCUGUGCUGGAAAAGUAUAACAUUGUAUUCAAGUACUUGCUGAGUGUACGGAGAGUGCAGGCAGAACUGCAACACUGCUGGGCAGUGCAAAUGCAGCGGAAGCACCUCAAGUCCAACAAGACGGAUGCAGUCAAGUGGAGACUGAGGAACCACAUGGCUUUCCUUGUGGACAACCUACAAUACUACCUACAGGUGGAUGUCCUCGAGUCUCAGUUUUCACAACUCCUGCAGCAAAUAAAUUCUAUACGAGAUUUUGAAAGCAUCCGACUGGCUCAUGAUCACUUCCUGAGUAACCUACUGGCCCAGUCGUUCAUCCUGCUCAAACCAGUGUUCCAUUGUCUGAAUGAGAUCCUGGAAUUGUGCCAUAACUUCUGCUCUCUGGUUAGUCAGAAUCCAGGACCGCUGGAUGACAGGGGUGCGCCACAACUAGACCUCUUGGUAACGGGUUUCAGUCGGCAGUCGUCCCUCCUCUUCAAGAUCCUGUCAAGCGUUCGCAAUCAUCAGAUCAACUCUGACCUGGCCCAGCUGCUCCUACGACUGGACUACAACAAGUACUACACACAUUCUGGAGGCACGUUAGGAAGUUUUAGCAUCUGACCUGUCUUGGGUCCACUGGUUGCUCACCUUCACUGGACUCUGGUGUUGUUGACCCAUCUGCAGUUCAAGGUUGCAUGUGUGAUCCCGCCAGCUAUAUCCGUACCUCCUGCAUCCAUCCUUGGGAAAGCAACUGUAUGAAGCCUUCGCAGAGAGCUUGGGAUCGCACUGCAGUCUGGGCUUAUUUUCAGUCUACCAGGGAAGAGUUUCAUGAAUGAUUUGUUGACCUGUCACCUGAUUCCACCCUCCUUGACACAUUAAAUUAAUUCAGGGUAAGAGUUAUGGUUCCCUGAAGUUCUACAAACUCCCGGCACAGUCUGAACACUCUCUGUUCCCUGCCCUGGCUCCUACUAUCAUCUGACCGCCAAACCUCAAAGGAGGGGCACUGACUGGUGGGAUAUGAAAGGUUCAGGGUGAUUAGAACAAUGACAAAGAUCAAUUCAUACCAGAGUGAUGGACUCCUUUAAGACCUGCUAUAGGCAGAGGUUCCAAGAAAAAAUUGCUUUUUAAAGUUCAGGUGCUUUUCCCAAAACUAGUCCAAAAGCCACAAUUAACUGGGGAUGUCCUUCCCUGCCUUAGGUCUAGGUUUAGCAAUGUCAGUACCUUGUGGUGCUUCAAGUAGUCUCAAGUUUAAGUUCAAUUCUCUUUCAACAGUGCACAUGUUUAUAGCUAAAUGAAACAUUGAUCCUCUAGAUUCCAAUCAGUAUUAAAUCCUCUGUGCGUACUAAAAGAAUGAAACUGUUUUUCAUUCUUUUACCCCUCAUCCCAAUAUUAUUAGUGGAACUCAAUAAAAUGAAACCCAUGCUGCUCUGUGUAUGUCUUUGUUAAACAGGUCAGUACACAAACAGUCUGUUUUUAUCACUGGUACAGACUAAUCUCAUUUCAAUUACUGUAAGGGAAGAGCCUUGUAUAGUUCAGGACCUCCAUCUCCCUUCUCCAUCUGUCUCUCUCUUUCCCCUCCCUCAUUUCCUCUGCCAAGCUCUGAACACUUCCACAGAAGAAAGAGUUACAGGCAGAAAUCCUGUUUUGUUGUAUUUUCUGGAAGCUCAUCUUAUGAAUCAACAAACUUCAAAGUAAAUUUAAUUUUAUUAUCAAAAUGCAUAUUUGUCAUCAUAUCCAAACCCUAGAAUUCAUUUGCUUGUGGGCACGUUCAGGAAAUCUAUAGAAUAGUUACGGUUAUAGUUACCGGAUCAAUUAAAGAUCAGCCGGACUGCAGAAGACAACAAUCUGUGCAAAUGCAAAGAUAAAUAAAUAGCAAUAAAUAACAAGAACAUGAGAUAAAAAGUCCUUAAAGUGAGAUCUUUGGUUGUAGGAACAUUUCAAUGAUAGGGCAAGUGAGUGUAGUUAUCCCCUUUCAUUCAAAAGCCUAAUGUUUGAGGGGCAGUAACUGUUCUUGAACCUGGUGGUGUGAGUCCUGAGGCUCUUGUGCCUUCUACCUGCUGGCAGUGGCAAGAAGAGAACAUGAACUGGGUGAUGGAGAUCUCUGAUGAUGGAUUCUACCUUACGACAGUAUUUCAUGUAAAUGUGUUCAAUGUUUGGGAAGGUUGUACUAAGCCAAUUCCAUCACCUUUUGUAAAGUUUAUCCAUUCAAAGGCAUUAUGCUC